GAAAUUACAAAAUCAGUUUAACGUUUUCAGAAAUUCCAGCUGGAGAUAACUGACACCCGUCACCAGAACCUGUCCGAGUAAAGCAGUGAUGAGCGGGACACAGAACGGUGUCUGUACACGUGAACUUCCCGAAGUGGUGAAAAAUGUCGGGAGAGUCUAAUCUUUCAAACAACGGGAGCAAGUUUGGGAUUGGAGCUAACCUGUCUCAGAACGUUCCUCAGGAUCUCGUCCAGCAAGUGUUUGGCUCCAGAGGAAUCCGCAAUGACUCAACAGAAUCCACGAGGGGCAGAGGUGUGACAGAGCGGGGUAACGGGAUAGUCCCAGGUGGUAUAGCAGCAGCUGUGUUCAUUGCCUUGUUACUGGGGCUCUACACAAUCCUCUGGAAAUGUAUGGGGACGGCACCCAAGAGGAAACAGACAAUGAGGAUGAGGGAUCAAAAAGGCCCACAAAGGAUCCGCUAUGCUGAGACCCUGCAUUUCGAUAGCUCCACUCCCACACCACCAGCCUGAGCUUAAGGGCACUGACACCAGGGGGCAGUGCAGCUAAAUGAACAGGAAGACUUCACUUUAGACUUCUGUAACUUUUACCCAGCACCGUGCAAUCUCUGCACCUCUGUCAGAGUCUAUCUAUCACCUCGAUCUCUGACUCUAACCACAAAGACAACAGCUUCCAGAGAGCUACAUGGAAGAAUUCUGUGAACCAUUCUGGCCUGUGUUAAUACGAAAGUUUUGGAAGAUUGCUUAGCUGAGGAAAUGUCCUGCAAGAUUGUACAAAAUUCUUAUAUUUGUACAUAUAAAUACAGUGUGUUUUGUUAUGAAGUGGGGAUGGAGGCUGGCAGAAUGGAAACCAAGGGAAUUGGAUAGAAAUGCAAAUAAAUAAGUUUGUGAAACACUGCUGUACAAGCUACACUGCUACUAGAAUAUUCAGUAAAUCCUGUAUGUUGAUGUUUUAGCAGCAAGUUUCAAAUGUCUGUAAGGAGGAGGAUGAGGUGGUGAUGCCAAUAAAUAGUCUACUGCAGUCUAUGCCAGUGGCCCCCUGAUGAUGCGCCUGUGGCAGCAAUGCUGAUGUAUUGGGAGGGAUAAUGAGGCCAUUACACUUGACUGCUCUUUGCUGUCAAUUCUGUGCCAUUUGAUGCAUUUGUACCUGAAAAGCUCUCUGCAGUGUAUACAAGACACAUUAUUUUACCUUUGCUGAAUCCUGUGUUGUCCGUAUCCCAGCAGUAUAUUUUACAUAAUUGCGACUGUUGUAAUAUUUUUAUUCGCACGUCAUACGUAAGUUCAUUAGUGUAACUGCUAUCCAUUACAUAACUACUUUUUCUUGGCAACAAUCUCAAGGAGAAUUUUUUUUUUUUCCUUCUUGUAACAUUGCUGUGUAUCCGGUUCAAACUCCCUCCUGCAACAAAGCUGCUGUUCUGGUUGAAAUAAGUGCUGUACAGUGGGAACAGGAAACCAGCAUUGUUGCAGGAGGGAGUGUGGACUGGAUACACUGUGAUGUUUAGAAGAGAAACUCCUUUUCUGCUGCUGUACACUCCCGAGUAUAUGUUGAGAAAUGCAUUCCCCAAUUUAAAAAUAUUACUGGUACAGUAACUGGUAGGUAAACGGCUGAAAAAAGUACCUUUUUUUUUUUUUAAAUAUAGGUGUCUAGUUUAACUCCAUCGAAAGAAACGUAAAGCACAAAAGGGCUGUUUUCUUUGUCGUCGCUGCCGUGACAGAUGCUGACCUUCAGCAGGUGUAGUGUUUUGUAUAUGCUAUACAUGGAUACAUUUAAUGUUAUGAGUGUGCAUGAGUUUGUUGGGCAGAGAACGUGUAGGUGUUUUCUAGAUACAGACUUGUUUGUUGUGACAGUCUUCUUUUUUCAAUGUGUAUCAAAACCUUUGUAGGCCACUUGUGCCUUUUCAUACUUUGCAUCUCUUCUUUAGUGAGCGCUGUUUUUAAACUUCUCACGAGAAUGAUCUCAUAAGAAUGUGGCAAUAGACAAGUUCAUUUCUGCAGAUAUGCCUUAUUGUGGUUCCACUGAAGGGAAACAACUUGCAUAGGAAUUUUGUCAACAAAUAAAAUUGACUAUCUCACAACCCUUGGUCUUUUGGUGUCAG
Messenger RNA from Polyodon spathula (Mississippi paddlefish), 2092 nucleotides. RefSeq lists its product as uncharacterized. The transcript is spliced from 5 exons. Bases 144 to 509 code for a protein of 121 amino acids. Lineage: Eukaryota; Metazoa; Chordata; Actinopteri; Acipenseriformes; Polyodontidae. The record is from RefSeq and is a predicted model, not a curated record.